This is a messenger RNA of Acaromyces ingoldii, 2088 nucleotides long. RefSeq lists its product as hypothetical. NCBI's taxonomy places the organism in Eukaryota, Fungi, Basidiomycota, Exobasidiomycetes, Exobasidiales, Cryptobasidiaceae. Bases 1 to 2088 code for a protein of 695 amino acids. The transcript is spliced from 6 exons. The record is from RefSeq and is a predicted model, not a curated record. Gene Ontology annotation, molecular function: metal ion binding; nucleic acid binding; exonuclease activity. Gene Ontology annotation, cellular component: nucleus.
AUGUUCCCCACAAAGGCGCUUCUAGCGCAUGUCGACUGCCCAGAUCACCUAGAGGGCCGCUGCCAACGUCCAUCAUGUCCAUUUGGGCACGUCGCAAGGCCGCGUGCACUGCCCGACGACGAUGAUGAGCAGACGCCGGAAGAGGUUGCUGGCGGCGGCAGCAGUAAGAAGGCUGUAUCAUCGAAGGGAGGCAUCUCAGCCUCUUCCUCAGCAUCCUCCGCAUCUGCCUCGGCACAAUCCCGCCAACCUGCAGCGCAGACUGCCAGCUCACGCCCCUCCUCAACUGCGACCGGUCUACCGUCAUCAUCACCUUCGCCGUCGCUGUCACCGUCGCUGUCGUCACAGUCCACAGCGCAUCCGCGAAGAGUCGAGUCUGCGACUGCGACAACAAACGGCAUCCUCACACCACCCACCAUCCCACGAUCUUCACACCCACUCCAAUCCCCCACGGACCUCGCCUCGCGCCAAAAGACAGUCAGCUCCUUAUUCACCGCCUUCUCGUCCCUGUAUGCAGGCCUCAUACCGCAAGCACCCAGUGUCUCGAAGGUGAUGCAUCGGUAUGCGAGCGACAACGCGCUGGAGGCAGAAAGGAAGGUCUUUCGGGCAGCUGGUGUAAACAGGCUGACGUAUAGAAACUCGGCUGUGACGACCAUGGUGGGGAUCAACAAGAGAAAGACAGCAGAGGCCAACAAGAAGGGAGCGAAGGAUGAGGAAGAGAGUAUUCGAGAGCUGGGCAAGAGAGCCUGCUUGGCAGCAAUCGGCGACCAAGACAGUAUGGAGAGCUGUAUUCGAGCUGUUCUCGAUGCGUCAACUCUGAUUGGAACGGGCGACGAGGUCGAAGCCAAGGUCAAAGCGAAGGAGAAGCGAGCGCAGGGCAAGCUGACUAGGCAGCGGCUCGUCGACGCAGGCUUCUUGGCACCGAUCGAUCUGCUACGCAAGCAAGGAUAUCCUAUACCGCCGCGGAAAGAUGACCAAAGUGACAUUGAACACGACAUCGAGGAAGCCUGGGGUCGAGGUGGGAUCGAGCCGAAUGGUUCAGGAAUGAGGACAGCUUGCGACCGUUGCCAGGCGCUAUUUGAAGUCAGGUCGCUCAGCGAGGACGAUUUGCCAGACAUUGUCGAGGAGGGCAUCCGGCAGAAACUACGAGAGAGCAAGCGUGCAUGUAUCUAUCAUUGGGGGAAAAAGCGUUUCGUCAAGGAAUCCAUGAGAGGUCCGAGGGUGCCACGGUGGACAUGCUGUAACGCAUUGGAUGCAGCCACGACGAACCAGUCUCCGAGGCUAGGCCCUCACGUCUUCAAAGAGGAGAGAGUCGAAGAUCUCCACCGUCGCGAAGCUUUCCAUGCUGCCAAGAUCCCAUCCUCUUCCCGCCCGACUGGACGACAUGACAUUCUGGCCCUGGACUGCGAACUGGUUUACACGACAGCUGGUAUGUCACUGGCUCGUGCGACUAUUCUUGACGAAGCAGGAAAAGUCCUCUUGGAUCUUUACGUUCUUCCGUCAACGCCUGUUCUCGACUACAACACACGCUUCUCGGGUAUCAAGGAGUCAGACCUGGCCUCGAACAAGGCCGUCUCGCUAUCGCAAGCUCGCGCGCAGCUUGCGGGCUUGAUGCACAAAGACACUGUCCUUGUUGGGCACGGCCUCGAGAACGAUCUGGCAGCUCUCCGGCUGGUUCACGGACAUGUUGUCGACUCAGUCUUUCUCUUCCGACACCAAAAGGGCCUCCCUUUUCGGAUGGGUCUAAGGGAUCUAACAGAGAAGAAGCUUGGCAAAUUGAUCCAGAGGGGAAAUGCCGAACAGGGCCAUGACGCUGCAGAGGAUGCCAAUGCCGCCCUAGAGCUUGUCCGUUGGAAGCUGCUCAAUGAGCCUACAGACAUUCCCAUUCUUCGACCACCAAAGGAAGAAGCCGCGCCUAAUGCAGAUGAAAAUGCCUCAGGCAACCCUCCGACCGGAGGGUCUGAGAGCCUAGCAAGCGACAACAACAAUAAAGCAGGAAAGGCUCCCGUCGCCACUACCGGCCCGUCGGCAAAGGCUACGGCGAGCCUGUUUAUGCCUAAGGCAUCAAGCACGAUCAUCAGGAGAAAUUGA